AUGGCAGAAGAAGAUGACGAUGAAUGCCCUAUUUGUGCUCAGAAAAUGAUACUUCCCACGGCUGUGCCUGGAUGUGGGCAUAAAUUCUGUUUUCUGUGUAUCAAAGGCGCCGCUUUUCGAACGCAGGAGCGGUUAUGUCCGAUGUGUCGUGGGAAUGUCAGCACUUCUAUAUUUCGAAGCCCUGCCAUGCGCAAUAUCACUAUAGAUAUGCACGACCCGGAAUCACCCACUGUAGCAGAGAAGCCAUCAAGGCCGAAAUCGGACUGCUCCGGUCCGCCCUGCAAACAGGCUAGGGUGUGCAGCGACGAGCCUGGUCCCUCAACAAGUACUGAGACGCGCGAGCAGUCCAAUGAGCAGGAUUCGAAACAGUUACAACAAGAAACGAGGCCAAGUGCGACUUCUGGCAAUGAAAGAUACUACUGGUUAUAUAAGGGUCGUGGUGGUUGGUGGAGAUUUGAUCCUCGGUUGGAGAAAGAUCUUGAAAGUGGUCGCCAGUCAGAAAAGAAUACCGUUGAGUUGCUGAUUUGCGGUUUCAAGUAUGAAGUUGAUUUCGAACGAAUGGUUCAAUAUCGAGUGGACGGCCCCACAAGGACACGAAAGAUCAAGCGUGUGUCUGAUGAAGAGUUCCGAGAAAUGUCAAACAAGGGAAUGCUCAAGGGGAUCUCAGGAGUACGGCUGGCGCAGAACUGA
This is a messenger RNA of Ostertagia ostertagi, 690 nucleotides long. NCBI's taxonomy places the organism in Eukaryota, Metazoa, Nematoda, Chromadorea, Rhabditida, Trichostrongylidae. The record is from the annotation of a GenBank genome assembly.